Messenger RNA from Guillardia theta CCMP2712, 1107 nucleotides. RefSeq lists its product as hypothetical. NCBI's taxonomy places the organism in Eukaryota, Cryptophyceae, Pyrenomonadales, Geminigeraceae. The record is from RefSeq and is a predicted model, not a curated record. The transcript has 11 exons. Bases 1 to 1107 code for a protein of 368 amino acids.
AUGACCUCAACCGCACGACGGUUAAAUGGAGCGGGGGAAGAGAAGGAACAUACCGGCAUCACGACAGACCCUUGGUCUCACUGCCCAAUCUUUCCAGCAGAGAGCAGGUUCUUUGUGAUGAACAACUCGAUGCCUCCUGAAAUCAGUCGGGCCCCAACGCUCUCGCCGUACAUGAGGGAGACGAUCAAGGAGGACAAGACAAACUCAUCAGCAGUACCAUCUUUGGUCGGUAAGCGAGGAGUAAGGCCUGGCACCAAGAAGUUACGCAACAUCUCUUGGGUUUGCAAGAAUUGCACCAACAGAGCGAUCUACGGUAGUAGAACCAGCAAUACCUCCGACCGCUUUUGUGCCCUGCAUCGCCAUGCGUCACAUGUCAACCUGCGGUCGACAAGUUGUGAAGUCAGGGGAUGCGUGCGACAGCCGAUCUACGGAAACCUUUCCUCGGGCAUCUACACGCGAUGCAGCGAGCACAAGUUGGCGUCGGACGUCAACCUUCGCUCCCGGAGGUGUGAGUUCCCUGGCUGUGAUCGCAGCCCAACGUACGGGAAUCAGUCAGACUGGUUUGCACGGAGGUGCCGCCAGCAUCGCAAGGAGAAGGACGGCCUGUGUAUCGGCACACGGUGCCAUGAGGAGGGAUGCAGCAGGAGGGCUAUCUACGGUCACUUAAACUCAAGCAGAGCCUUUUCCUGCGCUGUUCAUCGGACAUCGGAUUUGUUCGACGUGAUCACCAAGCGUUGCGGCUUCCCUGGCGGCUGCUUGAAGCAAGCGAUCUUCGGCUUCCCUGGCAGGGACGGGAAGCAGGGGAAGAAGGAACGAUGCGGGUCCCACAAGCUUCAUGGUAUGCUCAACCUCGCAAUGUCCAAGCGGCUCUGUGGUGUGUUGGGGUGUCAACUCCGAGCUUCCUUCGGACGAGGAGAAGGCCCGGCGCUGUUCUGCUCCCGUCACGGCAAAUCGUACUUCAUGUACACGCACAACGAGAGCGAAGCUAACGACUUGUUCAACGUGAUGAAGAAGAGAUGUCAGCACCCCGAAGGAUGCCUGCUGUGCCCUCGACGCCCCAGCUGCUUCUGUUCCAUGCAUCAGAAUUUCUGCUCGAAAGACACAUGA